Racocetra persica is the source of this 237-nucleotide messenger RNA. Lineage: Eukaryota; Fungi; Glomeromycota; Glomeromycetes; Diversisporales; Gigasporaceae. The record is from the annotation of a GenBank genome assembly.
CGCAUUCUUCCCAUACAAACGCCAAUUAAUUCUAAAACAAGUUGCGUGUCACCCGCUUCGAUUAUUCUCUCAAAAACAUUAUAUGAUCCCAAGUAUCAUUUACCCGAAUCAACUGAUUGGCUUAAUGUUCUGCUGGCACAAGCUAUAUACCAAUAUAGAGAAGAGGCAAAGACAGACAAUCGUUUAGUACGUUUUGUUGAUGAAAUAUUGAAUGAUGGUGUCAAGCCUGAUUUUAUG